AUGUCUAGCGACUGGCCACAACCAAGGGCUAGCGAGAGCAUUGCCACUCUCAUCGGAUCUGGUGAAGACAUGACCCUCACAACUUGGGCGAGGGUGGCCCUCGUCAGAUCUGAUGAGGGCUCGACCUUCACUGCUUGGACAAUUUGGGAGAAAAUCCUGAAGAACAGACCAGAAGUGAUCAGAGAAGGAGACGAUAUGGGUUGGACUCCUCUUCAUUAUGUUGCUUUCAGGGGCAACGUCGAAGUAGUUCGACUGCUCCUACAACAAGAUACUUCUACGGCAUAUGACCUGGACAAAAUCGGGCGAUCCGCUCUUCUCCUUGCAGCAUAUAAUGGCCACCUCAAUGUCAUUGACGAGAUUGUUAAAUACUGUCCAGAUGCGUGGGACUCAACAAGCACCAAAGGCCAAACGGUCCUUCAUGCGGCUGUAAACGGUGGAAAAGUGAAUGUCGUCAAGUACAUACUCCGAGUGCCAAAUCUGGAGUAUCUUAUCAAGGAACAAGACACUGAUGGAAACACCGCUCUGCAUUUGGCUGUGCUUCAUAAAAGAUAUAGAAUUAUAGUCAUACUUGCGCAAGACAAGAGAUUGGACCGUUUGACCUCAAAUAAGGAUCACUUGACUGCCUUUGACAUUUUUAAGGCUAACGAUGUGGAUGGCCCCAAUGCCAUCCCCAAUGCUAUAGAAGCUUUUCGGGUGUUGAAAGGAUCUGAGGGAAUGCCGCAUUAUCGUGACUUGAUUCAAGGAAAUGGUAAGAAGUUAGAAAAGCAAUUUGUUGAGGGGCAACCAGCUGUGCCAAUUACCACAGGAGUAAUUCCCGCAGAGGAAGAAGAUUUCAGGUCGAAAAAAGGAAAAUCUGUGGAGGUUCAACAAAUAAUGGCAGUGCUCAUAGCCACAGUCACCUUCACCGCCGUCAUUACGAUGCCCGGAGGUUAUAACAAUGACGGACCCAAUAAGGGGAGGGCGAUUCUUUCGCAAAGCCUCCCUUUCCUACUUUUUGUGACAUUUGACAGUGGAGCGUUCCUUUUCUCAACUGGGGCACUACUUAUGCUAUACUUUGGGCGUUUCUUGAGCGAUCGCCACCACAUGGUGGUCCACAUCACAGACUUAUUCAUUUUCAUUGCUUCAUUCAUGAUGAUGAUCGCCUUUUUCAGUAGUGUGUUUGCUGUAUUGAGCCCCCCGUUCGAAAUUACGCUCUUUAUGGGUCCCCUGUGUGCGUCUCCUACGUUGAUAGCUGCUUAUUUCCAGUGUCGCCGCUUCAUUACUGUCCAACAGGGGCCGCGUCGCUGUCCCUGA
Messenger RNA from Eucalyptus grandis, 1293 nucleotides. Its product is annotated as ankyrin repeat-containing protein NPR4-like. Lineage: Eukaryota; Viridiplantae; Streptophyta; Magnoliopsida; Myrtales; Myrtaceae. Gene Ontology annotation, molecular function: protein phosphatase regulator activity; protein phosphatase 1 binding. The transcript has 3 exons. Gene Ontology annotation, cellular component: plasma membrane. The record is from RefSeq and is a predicted model, not a curated record. The coding region runs from base 1 to 1293 and encodes 430 amino acids.